Molecule: messenger RNA, 351 nt
Organism: Lathyrus sativus (Indian pea)
Lineage: Eukaryota; Viridiplantae; Streptophyta; Magnoliopsida; Fabales; Fabaceae
Source: the annotation of a GenBank genome assembly
AUGCGAAUACAUCGUCAGUACAAGAUUGUAGAAGUUCGUAAGGGGAGAAAAUAUAAUAAAUUUGAUCCUUUUAUUUUUUCAAAAGCUGCAACUCAAGUUUAUUAUUCACCUUAUCCUGGACGCCCAAGAGAUAAGGUUGAUUGGUUGGUAGCUAUAAAGACAAAGCCAAGAGGGGUUGUUGAUGAUAGGCACACAUUAGAGGUUGUUUUUCAAGUUCAAGAGUCACAAGUUAAUGCAACAAUUGAAGAUGACCCAAUUGAUCUCCUACAAGACGAUGAAGUUGAUGGUGAAGAGGUUAGUUUGUCAACAAUACAAGAAAAUGAAGACGAAGAGGAUUCCAACAUUAAAUAA